UUUCGCUUCGUUUCUCUUCUUUUGCCUUAGGCAAGUGGCCUGGGGCCUGCCAAGCAGCGCCGGGUUCCGGCAGGGGCCGGCGACCGCGGGGAACUUUCCUCUGCCGCGCCAGAGACAAUGCCGGGAGGGCGCCCCAUUCGCGGGGUUCGGGCCGCCAAGCGCGUCGUCCCGGGCCCUCCCCGAGAGCCGGACGCGAAGCCCCCCCAAGGCGGGCCCCAUCCCCGGCCCCACUGCAGGGGCCCCCUCUCCAGAGCUGGAGGCGCGGAGACACCCCCCACCGGGCGGCCUCGUCCGGCCCCGCAGAGCCCGGCCGCGCGUCCCGCACACGCCCCAGCCCAGGGCCGGCGCCCUCGCCGCGGAGAAGGACACCCCGCUGCGAGAGGAGCCGAGAGCCCGCCCGGCGCCCCGUCCCUGCACCCCUCUUCGCGCGAGCAUUUCAGAAACUGCUCUCUGCAGAGGAAAUGGUUCGUGGCUGUGGCAGACCCCCUUCUGUUGAAAUCUGAAACGGAAAACCUCACGAAAUUUGGGAUUUUGCUCUUAAUCUGAGAGUCCAGAUUCCUUUGAAACCCAAUCAGACUUUGAAGAGGGAACAUGCUCGUGAGCAAAAACAGAAGCCUGAAAUGAACCUGCUGGGAACUGAAAGUUGGGUACCAGCUCGUUUACUCCAAGUAAGGAACAGAUACCAGUUUUAGACCCAGCAUUGUUCCUUUUCUGCAAUUCUCUCUCCGUGGCCAGAAGCAGUAGGACAAGCUCUGAGGUGGACACCAGGAGUCCCAAGGUCCUGCUCCAGGCCCUUUGCAGCUGCCGUCCGCUCUGCCUGGUAGAACCCUUGUAUGACUGUUCUUGGCACACAGCUCACAGCCCAGAAGUCAGCUCCACAGAGAGGCUUUCCCCAACCAUGUGAUCUACUUGUCUCUGGCACCUACACCCCACCUCCACCUCUCCCAAAUAUAGCGCAUCCUGUUUGAUUGCUUCAUAGCCCUUGUCACUGUUUAAUGUAGCCUACGUGAUUGGUUGCUUAUUUUUUAUCUGCCCCCCACUCUCCCCACUGCAUGGGUAAACUGCAUUACAGCAGUACCUUGGCCUGUUUCCUUAGAACAGUGCUGGCCCAUUUGAGACCAUCAAUAAAUACAUGUUGAAUAAAUGAAAGAAGCAAA
Chlorocebus sabaeus (green monkey) is the source of this 1157-nucleotide messenger RNA. Lineage: Eukaryota; Metazoa; Chordata; Mammalia; Primates; Cercopithecidae. The record is from RefSeq and is a predicted model, not a curated record.